UCUCGCCGCCCCCCGGGCCGGCUCCGCGCCGCGCAUUCCCCGCGCCUCGCGCCCGGAGCCCGGCGCCGGGACGGGCGGAGCGCACCAUGCCGCAGCUGGACUCGGGCGGGGGAAGCGCGGGCGGCGGCGACGACCUCGGCGCGCCCGACGAGCUGCUGGCCUUCCAGGACGAGGGCGAGGAGCAGGACAAGAGCCGCGACAGUGCCGCGGGCCCCGAGCGCGACCUGGCCGAGCUCAAGUCGUCUCUAGUCAACGAAUCCGAGGGCGCGGCCGGGGGCGCGGGGGUCCCGGGGACCGGCGCCGAGGCCGAAGCCCGGGCCGAGGCGCUCGGGCGGGAACACACUUCGCAGAGACUUUUCUCGGACAAACUUCCAGAGUCUCUGGAGGACGGCCUGAAGGCCCCAGAGUGUGUUAGCGGCAUGUACAAAGAGACCGUCUACUCAGCCUUCAAUCUGCUCAUGCACUACCCACCCCCCUCGGGAGCAGGGCAGCACCCCCAGCCGCAACCCCCGCUGCACAACAAGGCUAGUCAGCCCCCCCACGGAGUCCCCCAACUCUCUCCUCUCUAUGAACAUUUCAGCAGCCCACACCCCACACCUGCGCCUGCCGACAUCAACCAGAAGCAAGUUCACAGGCCCCUGCAGACCCCUGACCUGUCUGGCUUCUACUCUCUGACCUCAGGCAGCAUGGGACAGCUCCCCCACACUGUGAGCUGGCCCAGCCCUCCUCUCUACCCCCUGUCCCCUUCCUGCGGAUAUAGACAGCACUUCCCCGCCCCCACUGCAGCCCCUGGCGCCCCCUACCCCAGGUUCACCCACCCGUCCUUGAUGCUAGGCUCUGGCGUACCUGGCCACCCCGCAGCCAUCCCCCACCCAGCCAUUGUGCCCCCCUCAGGGAAGCAGGAGCUGCAGCCCUAUGACCGGAGCCUGAAGACCCAAGCAGAGGCCAAGGUGGAGAAGGAGGCCAAGAAGCCAACCAUCAAGAAGCCACUGAAUGCCUUCAUGCUGUACAUGAAGGAGAUGAGAGCCAAGGUCAUCGCAGAGUGCACACUCAAGGAAAGCGCUGCCAUCAACCAGAUCCUGGGACGCAGGUGGCACGCGCUGUCUCGGGAAGAGCAAGCCAAGUAUUAUGAGCUGGCCCGCAAAGAGAGGCAGCUGCACAUGCAGCUCUACCCAGGCUGGUCGGCGCGGGACAACUAUGGAAAGAAGAAGAGGCGCUCAAGGGAAAAGCACCAAGAAUCCAACACAGGAGGAAAAAGAAAUGCAUUCGGUACUUACCCGGAGAAGGCCGCUGCCCCAGCCCAGUUCCUUCCGAUGACAGUGCUCUAGGCUGCCCCGGGUCCCCAGCCCCUCAGGACUCGCCCUCAUACCUCCUGCUGCCCCACUUGCCCACAGAACUGCUUGCUAGCCCUGCGGAGCCGGCGCCUACAUCACCAGGUCUCUGCGCCACUC
Messenger RNA from Loxodonta africana (African savanna elephant), 1451 nucleotides. RefSeq names its product transcription factor 7 (gene TCF7). Gene Ontology annotation, cellular component: chromatin; beta-catenin-TCF complex. Bases 87 to 1328 code for a protein of 413 amino acids. Gene Ontology annotation, biological process: regulation of transcription by RNA polymerase II; canonical Wnt signaling pathway. The record is from RefSeq and is a predicted model, not a curated record. NCBI's taxonomy places the organism in Eukaryota, Metazoa, Chordata, Mammalia, Proboscidea, Elephantidae. The transcript is spliced from 11 exons. Gene Ontology annotation, molecular function: RNA polymerase II cis-regulatory region sequence-specific DNA binding; DNA-binding transcription factor activity, RNA polymerase II-specific.